Molecule: messenger RNA, 1803 nt
Organism: Encephalitozoon romaleae SJ-2008
Lineage: Eukaryota; Fungi; Microsporidia; Unikaryonidae
Product: glycerol-3-phosphate dehydrogenase
Exons: 1
Coding region: 1-1803 (600 amino acids)
Biological process (GO): glycerol-3-phosphate metabolic process
Cellular component (GO): mitochondrion; glycerol-3-phosphate dehydrogenase (FAD) complex
Molecular function (GO): glycerol-3-phosphate dehydrogenase (quinone) activity
Source: RefSeq, a predicted model, not a curated record
AUGGUAGCCCGGUAUCUCUACAAAAAGAUAUUUGUGAUGGGAAGGCUGAAGUACAUUAAGAAACCUUCUGAGGAUUGGGAGGCACCCUCUAGGAAGGCCAUGAUGGAGAGACUUGAAUCGGAGACAUUUGAUUUGGUGAUAGUUGGUGGGGGGAGCACAGGUGCAGGAUGUGCGCUUGAUGGAGCAACAAGGGGACUGAAAGUAGCCUUAGUAGAGGCCUUGGACUUUGGAUCAGGAACCAGCUCAAAGUCAACCAAACUUGUGCAUGGAGGAGUAAGAUACCUUGCAAGUGCUGUCAGCAACUUGGACUGGUCACAAUAUAGGCUGGUUUGGCAGGCAUUGGACGAGAGAAGCACCAUGUUCAAGAUAUCACCGUACCUUACAAAUAGCAUUAAGAUAUUGGUUCCUAUAUACAGUAGGAUACUUAUUCCUUAUUACUAUCUUGGACUCAAGCUUUACGAUUGGAUCUCAGGGCUGAAGUCAUUAGGAAAAAGCUAUUUUAUUGGUAGGAAAGAGGCUAUAGAUGUAUUCCCUCAUGUUAACAAGAAGAACCUUUGUGGGGCAAUGGUUUACUUUGAUGGGCAACAAGAUGAUGUUCGAAACAAUGUGAUGCUUGUGAUGACUGCAGUUUAUCAUGGAGCAGUGGCAGUGAACUACUUAUCUGUAAACUCAUUGGUUACUGAAGAAGGAAAGAUUACCGGGGUCAGAUGCAGAGACUCGAUUACGGGGUUUGAGAUUGAAAUUAAGAGUGCAGGGGUCAUAAACAGCACAGGGAACUUUGCAGAUGGCUUAAGAAAAAUGAAUGAUGGCAAUGCAAAGGAGAUCAUGAUCCAAAGCUCUGGAACACACAUCGUUAUUCCAAAGGAGUAUGCACCUAAGGAGAUGGGGUUUUUGGAUCCUCUUACGGGUGACAACAGAAUAGCCUUUUUCAUGCCAUGGAUGGGGAAGACUCUUGUAGGAUCUACUGAUGUUAAGUCAAAGAACGAGGCCUCACCUUCCCCAACAAAGGAGGACUUGGAGUUUCUGGUGCAUGAGGUUAGAGCCUAUACCUCCCAGAAUCCAAAUCUUAAAAAGGAUGAAGUCUCAGCCAUAUGGACAGGAAUAAGACCUCUUGUCAAGGAUGUUGAAGUUUCCGAGACAAGCUCGAUUGUUAGAAAACAUUUUGUACAAGCUGAGAAGAAUGGGCUUCUGACGGUUACCGGAGGUAAGUGGACGAUAUACAGGAAGAUAGCCGAGGAUGCCAUAGAUUUGGCUGUAAGCACGUUUUCCCUGAAGCCAAAGGGACCAUGUGUGACAAAGUAUGUCCAAAUACUUGGAGCCAAUGGAUAUGGCGAAGACACUUGGAUCUCUGUGCAAAAAAAGCUGAAUGUGCCAAAGGACGUUGCAAAAAGGCUUGUAAGAUUCUAUGGGACCAAUGCCUUAAAGCUUUCUAAAUAUAUCAAGAAAGACAGGAAGAAGCUUUUGUCUGUGAAAUACUCCUACUUCAGUGAGGAAGUAGAGUAUUGUAUAGAUAAUGAAAUGGCAGUCCGGAUAUGCGAUGUACUCUGCAAUAGGUUGAUGAUUGGAUUGAUGGAUGUAAAGGAAGCUUAUGGAUGCAUUGAAAAAGUUCUUGAGACUUUCAAAAGAAAGCAUGGAUGGGAUGCAGACAGAUGUAAUCGCGAGGAGGUAGAUGCCAUAAGAAUGCUCAAUACAUAUGGACUAAAGAUCCUGAGAGAAGACCUUCAAGAUGACUCUUCCUUACAGAUUGAAUGUCCUGGAGGGAAAAAACAUAAGAACAACCUCAAUACUUCAACUGCAAAAUAA